CGCCACGACGCACGGGACGCAGCAGGCAGGUGAUGUCGUGAUGGCGAGCCUGGGAGUGAGGCCGUCUACGACGCCGACGCCUGUGACGCCUGCGCCGCAAGCGGCGGGCUCCCCACACAACAAGCGGCCAACCGUCAUCAUAUACCCAACUGUGUCACCGGAGACGGUGGUGAUCCCGAUCGUGUCGUGCAUCCUGGGCUUUCCGCUGCUGGCGCUGCUCGUCAUCUGCUGCCUGCGUCGGCGCGCCAAGCUGGCACGCGAGAGGGCGCGGCGCCGCGCGGGGAACUGUGAAGCUGACGGCGGAUCGAUGUCACUGGUGCGGUUCAGUCCAGUAACCAAAUUAGGGUCGGACCGUUCGUCGCGCGCCGUGAGCCUAAGGAGCGAGAGGGCGCUCAGCCGUGGUUUCCCCUCGCUGGAGCUGGACACCGUAGUGGAGGAACGCUCAGACCCCGAGACCACGGAGAUCGCGGACACCUAACUUCACGCUGCCUGGACUCACACGUCGGAUUCUCAAUUAUAAUCCGCAUCUCGUCAGUUUACUCAAAAGUUCUGAAGAUCAGUCAUCAAAGAGAUGACACAAGCUUUAAAUUGUAUGCAUAUACAAUAAACCAAGAAAAGUUCUAUUUUGACAGUCUACUGCGGAAGAACUGGAAAAAAAUGAGAAAUAGAAACAAUUUGUUCCUUUGUACUUAUGUCGGAAUAGUACGCCUACAAUCAGAUUUUCAAACUUUGAGGAGAAAAAUGAUGUCGAUCGCAUAAAUAAUUGCUUUAUUCAGUAUUUUAUGGAGCUUCUCUGCAGUGUCCGGAGUGUAUUUGUUUGGUCGAAGUAUGUUAGACCACAGUGCGAGUACAGCAUGCAAGCACCUGGUAUUGUUUUCUCAUUCUAGCCCUGUAAAUACCGAAAUGUGUGUCGUUUACUCUUUAUUUUUAAAGUAUCUCUUGUAGACGAACGUUUUCUCAGUUUUACUUAGACUGUCGUCGACUUCUCAACCGAUUUUGGUCAAACGCAUUUAUCCUUGACACUAAAAAUGGUGACUACACUACAAAGAGAAUUUUUACUGAAAAUGGUGUGUAAUUAGCCAAAGUCUGUGACACGAUAAUAUGGACAGUUAUAAUCCACUACUGAAUUAUAUUGGUACGUCAUCAUUUCCUCCCAAACGACAAAAUCGUACCCAAUUUUUAUGUUAUAACAACAAACCAUCGUAAUUACGACGCGUUUGCAGUUUUACUUCAUAUUAAACACAUAAUCAGAUCGGUUGGCAUAGAAACUACACGUAAGUGCUGCAAAUGCUACGAGGUUACAACUUUUUAUUUAUUUAUUUACAUUGGCUUUUCAUUUCGAGGUCUUAUAACCAACUGUAGUUUAAACACAUCAGUAACAACUGUCAGAUUUGAUUAUUAUACAUGCAAAUAUUUCAGUACAGUUAAUAGUAAAAAAACGUAUAAAUUUUAUAAAAUUAGUAUGUAUAUACCAGGCUUAUGUAUGUGCAGGUGUCUGCUGCUGUAGGUUACCGGUGUAAUCCUACUGAGAAAUUUGAACUGAUGAAUAAUGAGCCUGAUUAAUUCUGCUGACACAAAAAUGACGAGGGUGUUUAGAACGUAUGGACACUUAAAAAAUAUUUUUAGUACUGUCUGAAAUAUCAACAUUCAUAUCAUGUACCUCUAAAACACUAUUACAAAUAUGUUACUUAGCAGUAAUCCUUUUAACUAAGCAACAAAGGAAAUACUAAACUUCAGUGAAAGUAAUUCUGGUAUCUUAAAGGUGUUGGGCAACACAUAUAGUAUAAACCCGCUAGGGUGACCAUUAUUUUAAAUUUUCGAAAUAUUAAGCACCCAGACCCUUCUGCUGUUCGAAUCAACAAAAAAACUAAUCUGUACAAAGGUUUUGCUAAAUCAAGCACCUGCAAGGCGACCCGCAACCUCAAUGAAGUUUUGAUGUUUUCACGCGGAACGUAAUUUUUUCCGAUAACUUUACAGUUAUUUUUUUUGCCUUUACUGUUAUACACAAGCAAUGCAAAUUAAUGUGAGUUUUCAUUAAUUUAAGUAAAAUGCAAUAUUUAUUUCCAGCAGUAUGUGAUUGUAAUUUCCACGGAAAUAUGAGAUAACACUUAAUGUUUUCAAUAUGGUUCAUGUUACGCACUAUUCACAAAUAUUAUUAGAUUAUGUUAUACUGUUAUUAAUACAUUUACUCUGUUAUAAUUUGAUAGUUUUAUAUGUUGGUUUACUUACUUUGGAAUGAAAGAUGAAAUUGUUUUUCA
This is a messenger RNA of Schistocerca gregaria, 2258 nucleotides long. RefSeq lists its product as uncharacterized. The coding region runs from base 41 to 478 and encodes 145 amino acids. The record is from RefSeq and is a predicted model, not a curated record. The transcript has 5 exons. Lineage: Eukaryota; Metazoa; Arthropoda; Insecta; Orthoptera; Acrididae.